UGAAGGUUUGGCUUUAAACCAUUUUAUCUGCUGACUCAGCUUAAAUCUGUAAAUGUGGCUGCUGGUGGGCCGAGGCCCCCGGUGUUUGACGCUCCUCGCUCCGCCCCUGCUGCUGCUGCUGAUGCUGGUGGUGAUGCUGAGGAGGAGGAGGAGGAGGAGAUGCAGACUCAGAGCAGCAGAGACACUCUGUCCCUCCGCUCCUGUCUCGGCUCCGUCUCGGCUCCCCGCUCCGCUUCAGCCGCAACGAUGUGGUGCAUUAACUGCGCCUCGGACAAAACGCCGCCGAUCCUCAACAACAAGCUGCUGUACUGUGUGGAGGGGGACUCUCAGUGUCCGGAGGCUCUCACUUUCUCUGAAUCAUCCUUUGGCCAUCCGCCUCCCUUCCAUCGCUAYAGCAACAGCCCCCUCACCAGCCCCGUUGACCCCUACGGUCCUGUUUCCACCGGCGGGCCCCUGGGAGCCUCUUACCCACAGACACAGGGCAGCUCCCCCAUCUCCCCCCCMAGCCCGGCGAGCCUCGCCUGGGCUCAGCGCAGCAGACAUCAGCCGGCCAGCCUGGCGCUCCGCAAGCAAGAGGAGGAGGAGAGCAAACGCUGCAAGGCUCUUUCUGACAGCUAUGAGCUCUCUACAGACCUCCAGGACAAGAAGGUGGAGAUGUUGGAGAGGAAGUACGGGGGACAGUUUGUGUCCCGGCGGGCAGCGAAGACCAUCCAGACGGCCUUCAGACGGUACCGCAUGAACAAGAAGUUCGAGAGGCUCCGCAGCUCAGCCUCUGAGAGCAGAAUGACCCGCCGCAUCAUCCUGUCCAACAUGAGGCUGCAGUACUCGUUUGAUGAGCGGCAGCCACAGGGUCCGGGACCAACGGGUCAGCAGGGUUCAGAUGACACCGGAGACGUGGACGACUCGUUCUCAAAACAGGUCAAGUCUCUGGCCGACUCCAUGGACGACUCCCUCACCUGCCAGUCCGGUCGUGAAGACUCGCAGGACGUUGGAGGGGAAGGCGAGGAUGAUGAGGAUGAGGAAGAGGGCGACGAGGAAGAGGAAGAAGAGGAAGAGGAAGGGGAGGAGGACGAGGAGGAAGACGAAGAGGACUACAGACAGUGCGGGUGGCGCAACACAAACACGGCCUCCAGACGAGCGGCUGGCCCGGUGGGAGGAGGCCGGGGAGGAGGAGCCGCCAUGCACGAGGACAGCACCGCCACCUCCUUCAGCGACGUCACCCUGUACAUGGACGAGGGCUGCCUCYCCUCCUCGCCGCUCUCCCGACCCGCCUCUAGCUCCGAUACAGACUACUGGGGCGGAGGAGGAGCAGGGGGGAGGGAGGACAGCAGGGAGACGGAGGGAGGCAGCAACGCCAGCCGGAGGAGCAGCACCCCCUGCACCGAGUGUCGGGGGGAGUACAGAGGGAGGGCGGGGGGAGGAGGAGGGGGAGGACACCUCCCCGUCCUGACCAUAGAACCGCCCAGUGACAGUUCAGUGGACAUGAGUGACAGGUCAGAGCGAGGAUCCAUCGGUCGCCUGGUCUACGAACAGGAACCAUCAGGAGUGGAGCGAGGAGGAGAACGGGCGCUGGUGGGAGGAGACGAGGAGGGCGAGAGCGGAGAGGAUGAGCGAGGUGGAGGAGGCGGAGUCAGCAGCGARGCCGACUCCCCGCAGGGAACCAUCAAACACAAACCGAACGGCCGCUCGGUGGCCCUGGCGCAGGGACAGACCCGCAGCCCCGCCAACGUCCCCCUGCCCAUGCCGUCGGCUCGGACCCUCCCGCCUCACCCCAUCCAACACCCCCACCCUCACCCCCACCCCUCACCCAUCCCUCACCUGCCCACCAUCCUGCACCACCACCCGCAGUACAGCCAACCACACAUCAUGCACAUGCACCACGUGCACGGCGGCAGCCCCUACAUGCCGCACCACUUCGCCCAGCACCACUACCACCACCUGCACCACCACCACCUCCCCCACUCUUACCCAGAGCCCCCUUCGUCCCCGCUGCCCUCCCCGGUCCCGCCACUGUCGCCGCUGCCCCCGCCGCUCACGCCCUCCCCGCUGUCCUCCGCCUCCUCCGCGGCGCUCCAAAGCAUGGAGGCGCAGCAGCAGCACCUGGCCCACCACGCCCACCUGCACCACCACCACCUGCUGUGCUCCGACGGUGACAACGAGAGCGUCAACUCCACCACCACCAACUCCAACGACGACACCACCAUCAACAACUGCAGCUCCGGCUCCUCGUCGCGCGACAGCCUGCGGGAGCCCCUGACGGGCGCCACRCUGGGCAAGCAGACCUACCAGAGAGAGAGCCGCCACAGCUGGGACUCGCCCGCCUUCAACAACGACGUGGUGCAGCGGCGGCAGUACCGCAUCGGACUCAACCUGUUCAACAACUGCGUCCUGGAUGAGAUGGACUUCUCUGGGAUGGACCUGGACGAAGCUCUGAGGAAGUUCCAGGCUCAGAUCAAGGUUCAGGGUGAAGCUCAGCGAGUGGAGCGGCUGGUGGAGGCCUUCAGUCAGCGAUACUGCGUCUGCAACCCGGUUCUGAUCCGUCAGUUCCAGAACCCGGACACCAUCUUCAUCCUGGCCUUCGCCAUCAUCCUCCUCAACACGGACAUGUACAGCCCCAACGUCAAGCCUGAGAGGAAGAUGAAGCUGGAGGACUUCAUCAAGAACCUGCGGGGUGUGGAUAACGGCCAGGACAUCCCCAGGGACCUGCUGGUGGCCAUCUACGGACGCAUCCAGAAGUGGGAGCUGAGGACCAACGAUGACCACGUGUCCCAGGUCCAGGCUGUGGAGAGGAUGGUGGUCGGCAAGAAACCCGUGCUGUCGCUGCCUCACCGCAGGCUGGUCUGCUGCUGUCAGCUGUUCGAGGUUCCGGAUCCGAACCGGGCUCAGAGGAGCGGGGUCCAUCAGAGAGAAGUCUUCCUGUUCAACGACCUGCUGAUGGUGACGAAGAUCUUCCAGAAGAAGAAGACUUCGGUGACGUACAGCUUCAGGCAGUCGUUCCCUCUGCUGGACAUGCAGGUCCACACCUUCCAGAACAGCUACUAUCCUCACGGCAUUCGCCUGACGUCUGCGAACCCCGGAGGAGAGAGGAAGGUGCUGAUCGUCUUCACGGCUCCGAGCCAGCAGGACCGAGCCCGCUUCACCUCCGACCUCCGAGAGAGCAUCGCUGAGGUCCAGGAGAUGGAGAAGUACCGGGUGGAGUCUGAGCUGGAGAAGCAGAAAGGUGUGAUGCGUCCCGGCAUCCUGGUUGGAGCGGGAGGGGUGGGCAUGGCAGGGGGCGGGGCCAGCUCRGGCGGCGGUGGCGUGAAGAACGAGGUGGUGAACGGCACCCUGGGUAGGCCCAGCCUGGACGACACAUACGCCUCGGUGGACGGACUCAAACGCACGGCGCUCAGCUCCUCGCUCAGAGAUCUCUCAGAGACGGGGAAGCGAGGUCGUAGGAACAGUGUGGGUUCAUUGGACAGUACCAUUGAAGGUUCCAUUAUUAGCAGCCCCCGGCCGCACCAGCAGCGCCCCCCAGUGGCUGCCAGCCUGUCCUACAGCCCCAUGAUGGUGCCUUCUUCUCCAGCAGCUUACCGGCCACACCGCCCUACUCAGAGCCCCGGUACAGGGGUGGGGGGUGGGCCGGGGCUCUGUCACAACCAAGGAGGGGUCAGCACCUCUCCUCUCGCGAGCGGGGGAGGGGCUGGGGCCGGAGGAGGGAUGGUGGGUGGGGGUGGCCCGACUCCAGGAAGCCGAAUGGGGAAUUUCUUCGGCAGCCGAAGAGGCAAGGUUCCUGGUCCCCUGACGAUGAUGUCACCCCCACCUCAGGGUCCUCCGAGUCCUCUGAUGAUAUCGUCACCCCCACACUACCCCGCCCCCGCGCCUCCCAUCCCCCUCCCCUCCUCCCCUUCCCCAUGCCCCUCCCCUUCGCCCAACCUCGGUCCGUCCGACUCGGGCGGAGUUGGAGGGGGCGGAGGUAUUGGAGGGGGGCCGUCCAAGCUCCAGGCUUUGCACGCCCAGUACUGCCACGUCAACAGUGGAGGAGGCGGAGUCAGUGGGCACCCGCAGCAGCAGACCCCGCCCCCUCCCUAUCACCACCAUCACCGUUACCACAUGCAGAGCGUCCCGCAGCACCACGCCCUGACGCACCGCUUCUCCGCACCCCAACGGCAAGGCUGCGUCCCCCCCCACCCCCUGCAGCUGCAGAGGCUGCCGCCGGGCUCCGCCCAGCACCCGCGCUACAACAUGGCGGCUGGCUUCACCACGCCCCCGCCRCUGUCCCCACACUCCCCCGUCACCCCUACUACCCCGCACGGACUCUAUCACCCGGGCCGGCCGGGGGGCGGCGCCAAGCUCCCGCUGACCAUCUCGCACUCCCAGCCCCACCCCCACGCGCACACKCACUCUCACAACCACGCCGUGCACAUACACUCCCCCCUCAGUCCCUCGCCGUCCGCCAACGCCUCCACCCACUUCACCUUCUCCACCCCACCGCCGCAAACUCCCUCGGCCCGCCUCGUCAGCCAGACGGCCCCCCAGCCCUACGCGCCUCAGUAUCCACCCCUGUCGUCUAUCCCGCCUCCCCCUCCGCACUCCCCCUUGCCUCCCCCGUCCGCCGCCCCGCUCUCCCCGCUGCCCCCAGGGGCGGGGCAGGGCGGCGGCCCCAAGGCCAAGCCCGUCAGCCGGAUCAGCACGGUGGUGUGAGGCGGCAGUCCUCGGGGGCCGUGAUUGACCCCGCUACCAGCCACCAGGGGGCGAUAGUGAGACUGAGCACCCGCAGGAAGAGGAAGAGGAGAGGGGGAGGGCAGGUGCAGGUGCUUCAAGACAACCGCCUGAUGAAGAGGAGGGCAAUAAGAGCAGGAAAGAGGAAGCUACUCAGCCUGUGUUAUUUUCAUAUCGACUUUCCUCACAGAUGAAACGAACAUCUGGACGACAUUUUGAUGAACUUUGAUCCCUGCAGGAAAAAAAAAACCUUCUGGUUCAGAAAGAUGAAGGAGAACUUCUGCUUUAGUGUUCAUAACAUCCUCAUCUUCCCUUCAUAGAUCCCUGAGCCGGCGGACAUGUUUGUAGUCCUUCAGACGGAACGUUGGCUCUCUACAUGUCAUGGUGAACAAACGUUCAGCGACCGGACCUGAAGGGACCCAGACCUGGAGGGACCCGGACCUGAAGGGACCCGGACCUGAAGGGACCCGGACCUGAAGGGACCCGGACCUGGAGGGACCCGGACCUGGAGGGACCCGGACCUGAAGGGACCCGGACCUGGAGGGACCCGGACCUGGAGGGACCCGGACCUGGAGGGAACCAGAUGAGGGUUAGAGCGAACGACCAUCCUGGGUUAAAGUUCAGGGUUUUCUUUUUGAGAGCAGGAAGAGUUCUUAAACAACCAAUCACAGUCUAACUCCGCCCUCGUUUUGAGUUUGGACAUGUCUAAAAGCCAUGAGGCGUGAACAGAAGUGGUUAGCAUCAGUAUCGCUGUAGUUUCUGUGUUUUAGAGCGGCAUGCGUGUCCUGUGCAACAUCUACUGAGUAUCGAUGUCUGUGGGUAAUAUUCAAACGGAGGGAUUUGUCGCGGUUUAAAAACCCAAUCCAGCAUUUAUUUGGACACUUUAUGUGGACGAUAAACUUUUUAAGACCUUUAAAAAAGCCAUCAACAAAUCUACAGGUGUCUUUUUACCUUUUUGACUGAAAGCUUUGUGUUUGUGGAUUACAGGGUUUCAGCAGGGGGCACUGAGCGGGACUUCUCCAGUUUCCCGACAUUAUUUAUGCAUUUUUUAGGUUAAAUCCCAUUAAACCUGUAAAUGUUCUCCCCUUUAAUCAAGUAUCCCAGUGUAUAUGAAGUAACACAAUCUGUCACCUGUAUUUUGUGCUCAUGAUGUGUGAGAGUUUGUAAAGUUGCCAGAGAAGGAGAUUAAGCUGAAAGGUGCCAAAAUAGAAAAAUAUCAUCUUUUUCUUUCUCUGAUUAUCCGACACUGAUGCAGGCAGGGAGCUCCAGUAUCUAAAACAAGUGAUUUUAUUUUGUAAUAUUCAGGUGAACGUGGCUCUAAUGUCCUCAUUAAUAAUGUUAAUAAAAUAAAACUGGGUGAGAAAUUAACUUCAAACAGUCAUCAUGUCAUCAACAAAACCAAAACCUUCAUUAGAGUUAAAAACACUUGAAGAAGUGCAUCAUGUGUGCCAAGGCUUUAGUGUAAAAGACACAACUCUCAGCUACUACCAUGCCGAACUUUAGCUCAUUAUCUGUAAAACUGACUGAGUUUUGUCACUUUAGCGACCGCUAAUGUCUGUUAGCUUUAGCCGUCGUACUGAAUCAAGCUGACUCCAAUAGUUGAUGAUGGUUUCAUUAAAAUCAACUGGUCCAUGAGAUAUUUUGCUAACAGACAGACAAUCGAAAAGUAUUUUUUUGUGAGAUGAGACCCUGUAGCUCAGAUUGUUUCACUCCAGCUCAGUUUUAGCCGUACAGCUAAAACACAAGAGACAGUAAGACCCCAAUGACCCUCAGGAGGGAGGAGAGGGAGCAACUAAACAUCUUCAACAGUCAGAACGACGCCCGGCUGUCUUCAGUUGAAUUUAUUUGGCCGUACGAGCCGAAGUUCCUGAGAGGAACCCUGGUUCUUUUUAAAAAUUUAUUUAAAAACCGACACCGACAGUAGUUUAGAAACUAGCAAAGAUUCCCUAAAUGUAAGUGAAGCUUUUUGUAUGCAAGAUCAGAAAAAAAAUCCCGUUAAACAUCUACCAAUCCUUGUCGGAAAGAAAACUGAUUACAGACACUUAAUUUCCCACCCAGUCUGAACUGUUUCUAAACAAGACAAAAAGUUCUCAUGGGGGCACAUUUAGGGCCUGGUGCCUUCAAACCUGAGGAUGGUACAGCAUCAAAUCACAAGGAAUAAGAUUAAUUACAACCCACUGUGGGAUGAAAAGACAAUUCAGCAUCAAAGUUGGUCUAUUGGAAAAAUAAAACUAAGCCAUUUACUUUUUAAAACAUGGCUGCUGGACUGAGCCUUUCACAGCCCAACAAAGACACAACGGACCUAAAACCUGGACCUAAAUUCUUCUGAAAGGACUUGAGAUCAUCUCACUGGACUCAAACUGAAACCGUACGUUCAUUAGCCAGCAUCAAAUGAAGAAACUCACCUUUAAACAGUAUUUUUUAAAUAUACUUGACGGAGUCAGUGUUUAAGUUUUUUAUUUUUCUCUUGUUUUCCAUAUACUGAGGACCACUGGAUGUUUGAAGGCCUUGAUGGCCGGAGAAAAGUUCUUCCACCUGAACAACUUUCCAUUUUCUGACUUAAAACUAAACAUCAGUGCUGGUUUUUCUCAGCUUCAUGUAUAAACUACCAGCAUUUAACCAGAUGAAGGGAAAUUCUUCUGAAUGCAAAUGUUUCUUUGUGGAUGCACCGGCUGUAGAUAAUACCUGUACAGUGUGUUCUGUUUUUAGUGGGGCCAGCAGCAUCCRGCUGGAGCUGACCUCUCAGAUUGCUUGAAUUAACUCAAUGAAUGCUCUCAAAAAGACUAAAGUCCAUCUGGGUUCUUCAGGCUGCUUGGGAUUUUUACACCAGAAACCUAAAACUUUUGUUUCAGCUUCUUUUUGUUCAGGUUUCACAUCAUGGAGUUGUCUUUGGGCUCCUGCUGUCUUCAGCCUGAAGAACCUCUUCAUGGUUGGUGUCUCACCGGGCUGCGACUGUUGGAGAGUCUCCAAAAUGUCUCCAGAGGUUUCGUGGAGUUCUUUACCUUCCGGCAGCACACACAGAGGUUCACAACCACUUGUCAUAUACAUUUAAACAUACUGAAAAAUUUUUUAAAUAAAUUUCCUCUUAAAUUA
Austrofundulus limnaeus is the source of this 7794-nucleotide messenger RNA. Its product is annotated as IQ motif and SEC7 domain-containing protein 2. The record is from RefSeq and is a predicted model, not a curated record. Gene Ontology annotation, molecular function: guanyl-nucleotide exchange factor activity. Gene Ontology annotation, biological process: actin cytoskeleton organization; regulation of ARF protein signal transduction. NCBI's taxonomy places the organism in Eukaryota, Metazoa, Chordata, Actinopteri, Cyprinodontiformes, Rivulidae.